AUGCAGGUCGACUCCACCCGUCUGAAACUGGCUACCUACCGCGGCGGGAUCGCUCUCGUCGGUCCCGCUCUGCUCGAUGCCGCCCAUCACUUUGGCAUCGUCGACUUGCCUGACCACCCAUUGCAUAUCACGCUUCUGGUUGCAUCAGAGUACAAGUCGAGCCGAGACACAGGAAAGAACAGAUUGAAGUUCGACAUCCAUCUGCAGGACGUACUUUUACAUCGGAUCUACAUUCUAGGCGUAAUAAGACGCAAGAACGUCACUCUCUUGGUAGUCCUCUGGAACCAUGCCGACGUCUGGAGAAAGUCGCUCGGGCUGCAGAAGAAAGAGUAUCAUUUGACGCUCAGUAACGAGGACGAUCACGAUCAUGAAAACGGCAAGGGGGUCGGUGCCUUGUUGGCUACCUCGGAUGAUCGAGAUGGAAUCAUUGAGAAGGUUAUUGGUUUAGGCGAAGAUGCUAUGGACAAUAUGGUUGUUGGUUGUUGGGGCGACCUUUCUCUGCAACGAGACUUAUCUCAUCGCUUCGUCCUCUGCUUUCCCAAAUCCUACAAAGCCUACUUGCGACUCGCCGAAGUCUCCCUCGAUCCCAAAGUCCAGAUGUUAGCGUUGGCCCGUGCGGCCGCGCUCAAUCCGGGGCUGACCUCGAACAUCAGCACCGAAAUCCGUAAAUCGAAAUUGAACGGACAGAUCUCCUGGGGCCCAGUGAUCACUGCGGCGGAACUCGAGAACAUCCCCCACGACCUUCAGCCGCUGUUGCUGCAUCAUUUCCCGGCAGGUCUCGCACCUCUAGACUUGUGGCUGACCCCCACGGCUUCACGGGACCGGGCUUUCUUCCUCGGUUCAACUUCACUUGGGCUCCCACGGUUCUUCUCUUGGAUCUACCCUGAUCGCAUAGCGGGCAUGUCCACGCCCCGUUCCAAGGCGGAUGUCGAAAUACUCGGUGACAUGGGUUUUACCCACGUCUUGAGCUUGACCGAAGAAAGUCCACUGGACGAGUCCUGGUUCAUCUUGGGCCCUGAGCACAUUUUCAUCCCGAUACCCAAUUACGACGCCCCAACGUUACAGGAGAUGGAUCAUAUCUACGAAAAGAUUCUGGAAGGUGGCGUCUGGCUCAUCCACUGCGGCGGAGGCGUGGGGAGAGCCGGGACGGUCCUCGCUUGUCUAAUGACGAUGUUCGGGAAGGAUGGAACCGAAUACGAAGGGCCCAAUCGUACGCCCAAAGUCGAUGCGAACACGGCGAUCGGGUUGAUCCGACAGAUCCGACCGCGAUCGCUCGAGACUGUGAAGCAAGAGCAGUUCGUGACCAAAUGGGUUUCACAUCGCUGGGCUAUAGCGUAUCAGAGAAACGAGAUUGUGGAACCUUGCACUUCGCUACAACGAGACGGCGAUCUCCCUCUUCGGAUGGACGACGUUCUGUUGUUCCUGAUCGGAAAGCCCGGUUCAGGUAAAUCAUGGUUCUCGGCAGCCGUAUCGAAGCGACGUCCACCGGAUGCGACCAUCGUCAUAAGCCAAGACGACAACGGUUCUCGAGCAGCUUGCGAAAGGGAGAUGUCGAGGCAGGAUCACUGCAAUGCCCUGGUCAUAUUCGAUCGAUGUAAUCCUUUAGCGGCGGAUCGGAAAACCUGGCUCAAGCUCGUCGAUCGACCUUGCAUCGCGAUCUACUUCGAUUACCCGAAAGCCCUAUGUGAACAACGCAUCAAUGCUCGGUUGGGUCACCCUACCAUCCGUGCUGGUAUGGGUGCAAAUGCUCUGGACCAGUUCGCUCGACAGAUGCAGCCUCCCACGCUGGACGAGGGCUUCGCCGCGAUCCUCACCAUCACUAGUCUCGCUGCUGCACGCGAUACUGUCCGACUGGUCGCCAAGGAUCCGCCACUGCUCAAGUUUCCCCGGACAGCCCACCUUCUCGACCUUGGGUCAACGUCCAGCGAUGACAUCGUCUUCGAAGAAUUCCUGACCAUGUCCGGUAAUUUAACGAUAGAAGAAAAGAUCGACGGUUCCAACAUGGGGUUCUCGCUAGACUGGGACAAGGUGAUCCGCUGUCAAAACCGUUCCCACUGGAUCUCGUCGAACGAUCAUGCACAAUUCAAAUCCCUGGAUCGAUGGAUCGAUGCUCAUUCCGAAGGCCUCCGCAGACUGCUGGAUCGGGACAAGCACUUUCCCGAACGAUACAUUCUAUACGGCGAAUGGAUGGUUGCCAAACAUUUCAUACACUAUACGCAGGUCCCGGACACGUUCAUCGCGUAUGACAUGUUCGACCGCCUCACCUGGACGUUCCUCUCCAGGUCGAGCUUGACAUAUGCCUUGAAAGGGACCGGUAUUCAUCAAGUUCCGCUCAUUGCGCGGGCUGAGUCGUUGUCAAAGGAGCAGGUGAUGGAGAUGCUAGAACGAAAGAGCGAGUAUGCGCCGGACAGCAAGAUCGAAGGGGUCUACGUCAAGACAGAAGACGCGACGAGGACGAUGAUUGUAGGCAGGGGCAAGGUCGUGAGAGGGGACUUUAUAGCCGGGAACGAGCACUGGACUAGAGCACCCAUGAUACAUAACGGUAUUAAAUCGGAGAUGACGUAG
Filobasidium floriforme is the source of this 2565-nucleotide messenger RNA. RefSeq lists its product as uncharacterized. The record is from RefSeq and is a predicted model, not a curated record. Gene Ontology annotation, biological process: dephosphorylation. Gene Ontology annotation, molecular function: phosphatase activity. The transcript has 2 exons. NCBI's taxonomy places the organism in Eukaryota, Fungi, Basidiomycota, Tremellomycetes, Filobasidiales, Filobasidiaceae. Bases 1 to 2565 code for a protein of 854 amino acids.